GUUAGCUUCAUUCCGAGUAAACUUAAAAAACCCAAUUUUGAAAAUGUUCCGCUUUAUUGCCAUCUGUGCCCUGGCCACCAUUGCCGCAGCUGCGCCUGGUUUUGUCGAGGAGCAUCAUGUGGUGGCUGCACCAGUUGUCGCCAAGGUGGGCGCUGUGGUUCACAGUGCACCCGUUGCCACCUCCCAUCAGAGCUUCACGCAGUUCCACAACCAGGCGGUCAUCACGCCCGUCGUCAAGCAUGUGGCUCCCGUUGUGCCUGUCGUCAAACAUGUGGCGCCCGUAGUGCCAGUGGUCAGCCAUGUGGCUCCGGUGGUGCCCGUUGUCAAGCAUGUGGCUCCCGUUGUGCACCACCAGACCUAUGUGGCUCCAGUGUCCGUUGUCAAGACUGUGCCCCAUGCCGUCUCCCACCAGAGCCACACACAGAUCCACCAGAAGACCAUCGUCAGCCCAGUCCUCAAGACUAUCGCAACUCCAGUGGUGCCGGUGGUGAAACACGUAGCUGUUGCCCCCGUUGCUCACGUCUACCACCACUAAGAAUAUCAGUUUUUUUGUGAUUUUGUGGAAUUGUUGAUUAUUUGAAUAA
Drosophila novamexicana is the source of this 584-nucleotide messenger RNA. RefSeq names its product larval/pupal cuticle protein H1C. The record is from RefSeq and is a predicted model, not a curated record. The transcript is spliced from 2 exons. Lineage: Eukaryota; Metazoa; Arthropoda; Insecta; Diptera; Drosophilidae. The coding region runs from base 44 to 535 and encodes 163 amino acids.